AUGCAGCACGAAAAGCCUAUAUCUGCGCCACCAAGCGUCAUGCCUCAGGGGAAGCGCACGGACGAUGAGGCUGGGCCUGAAGAGAGGACAGAUCUGGUAGAACAGAAUAGUGUGUUUACUGGAAUAUCCAGUAUGGAUUUGGCCAGGAGACGUGAGCUCUUAGCUCAACCUUUGAGCAAGUGUGGUCCUAUCGAAAGCGCCAGUAGCCACGAUCGAUAUUACUCAAUCGUCCAUCCUUACGAGUCAACCAAGACUUUCGAAAUGAGCACCGAGCAGUACGGACAAAAAAUGUCGCGAUUUACCGCUGAACGCGCUCAAAGAUCCAAUCCUGGUAGUCGUAUGGUGUCCAGAAACCCCUCAGAGGCUCAAGUAACUCAAGUGACUGAUAAGGGUACGACCCCUACUUCAACAAGGGAUCUGUCGAGAGCUGUAGCUCAGACAUCCAAUCCUGCGAUAUCAAGCGAUGGCUCAAAUCACAUGGCGCCUCAUGAGAGCAAAAGGAGAGACGAUGAUUUCUUCUCGCAUGGAUCGGUUUUUAGUAGGAAUGCACUUUCAGAAUGA
This is a messenger RNA of Kwoniella botswanensis, 561 nucleotides long. RefSeq lists its product as uncharacterized. The transcript is spliced from 2 exons. The coding region runs from base 1 to 561 and encodes 186 amino acids. Lineage: Eukaryota; Fungi; Basidiomycota; Tremellomycetes; Tremellales; Cryptococcaceae. The record is from RefSeq and is a predicted model, not a curated record.